AUGCCCCGCCUGCCUCCAGCGCUCUUUUGGCGCGCCCGGCGCGAGGUCUCGCCCCUGGCGGCCCAGCUGCUCCCAGCCUGCCGUGACCUGCAAUCGGCCGCCAACGAGCUGCGCUGGAUCCGCGAGCACGUCCGGGCAACGCCGUCGCCCGUCCCGGAAGGCCUGCGCGUCUGGCAGCUCGUCGAGCGGCGCGGGAGGGGCAUCCCGCUGCAGUAUGUCCUCGGCACGCAGCCGUUUGGCGACCUCGAGAUCAAGUGCCGCCCGGGCGUGCUGAUUCCGAGGCACGAAACGGAGGCCUAUACACUCUAUCUCGCCUCCCUCCUGGCCAAAGAGCAGCCCGCCGCGGGUUCCAGCAGCAGCAGCAGCAGCAGCACCCUCUCCAUCCUCGACCUGUGCACCGGCACGGGCUGCAUCCCGCUGCUCCUGCUGCAGGCGCUCCUCCGCCGGCCCCCCUCUCCACGCCCUUCCCACAUCACCGUCCAUGGCAUCGACAUCUCCCCGCGCGCCAUCCGUCUCGCCCGCGCCAACCUAGCCCACAACACCGCGCUCCGCCUCCUCCCGCCACCGUCCCCUCCCUCCGCCUCAGCCUCCCCAUCCCCUUCCUAUUCCGCAACGUUCACCCGUGCCAGCAUCUUCUCCCCGACCCUCCUCCCGACUCUCCAAUCCCUGUCCCCGGGGGGAUGGGACGUCCUGACCGCCAACCCGCCAUACAUCUCGCCCGAGGGCUUCGCCCGCUCGACCGCGCGCGCCGUGCGCAACCACGAGCCGCGGCUGGCGCUCGUCCCGCCACCCGCCGAACCACCACCGCUGCUGCGGCAAGAAGACACCUUCUACGCCCGCCUGCUGCACAUGGCGCAGCACCUGCGGCCGAAGCGGGUCGUCCUGGAGGUGGGCGGGUGGGCGCAGGCGGUGCGGGUGGUGCGGAUGGCGCUGCGGGGCUACGCGGGCGGCGGGGGAGGGGAGAUUGCGCGGCUGUAUCCGACGGUGGAGAUCUGGCGGGAUGAGCCGGCUGGUGUUGCGGGAGACGGGACAGGGGACAGGGAAGGGGGAGGGGAGGUGGUGGAGGUUGCCGGGCGGGAGGUGCGGGUGCGAGGGGUCGGGGAUGGGCGGGUGGUCUAUUUGUGUCGUUGA
Thermothielavioides terrestris NRRL 8126 is the source of this 1131-nucleotide messenger RNA. RefSeq lists its product as uncharacterized. Bases 1 to 1131 code for a protein of 376 amino acids. The record is from RefSeq and is a predicted model, not a curated record. The transcript has 4 exons. NCBI's taxonomy places the organism in Eukaryota, Fungi, Ascomycota, Sordariomycetes, Sordariales, Chaetomiaceae. Gene Ontology annotation, cellular component: mitochondrion.